This is a messenger RNA of Amphimedon queenslandica, 1606 nucleotides long. RefSeq lists its product as uncharacterized. NCBI's taxonomy places the organism in Eukaryota, Metazoa, Porifera, Demospongiae, Haplosclerida, Niphatidae. The record is from RefSeq and is a predicted model, not a curated record. Bases 1 to 1395 code for a protein of 464 amino acids. The transcript has 2 exons. Gene Ontology annotation, biological process: regulation of apoptotic process.
AUGGCAUCUGUGGCAGCCUCGCAUUCUGAUACUCUACAGCAGUUCUUCCCCGAGCUAUUGAAAUACUUGGACUUCAUGACCAUAUACCCUUACCUAGUUUCAGAGAGACUCCUCACCCUCCCGGAGCUGGAGAAGUUGAAUAAGUGCAGCAGCGAGAGAGACACACAGACCAGGCUACUCGUAUCUACACUAGUGAGCAAGGGACGCGGCUCCUAUCCUUUAUUUCUCAAAGCCUUGGAGCGCUCUGUGGAGUCUGAUGACCUGUCCUUACAUUUAGGACACUUGGAGCUGUUGCAGAUAUUGCCCAAGUCUUGCAAAACUAAACCUACCAAUGCCCAGUGGCAAUCGUCUUCACUAAAUGCUAGCAUUACUGCAUCUCUUUGUAGUGAGGAGGAGAGUGACAAACUGACAGGGAGCUUGAGAGAAAUGAGGCUCAGUUACUCUCAAAGACAGAGUAGGCUGCCUAGUGGAGAUGACUUGACUGAUUCUGGUCUUACCGACUCAUUCUCAAAGGCAAAGGAGAGUUGGCAUGAGCUGGAGAAGAACAUGAAAGAUCUGAACAGGAGGAAUCAAGAGCUCCAGAGGGAGAAUGAGCAGCUGCAGAUAAACAUGAUGAGAGAGAGGAAAGAAGUUCAGUAUUGCAUGCAAGUUUGCUUGAAACUGAUUAUGCAACCAGAGCAAUAUCCUAAUUGCUCUGGUAUUGUCAGCAAAGGUUUAUUACAAUCCAACGAGAGGGUAUCAUCAUCUUGUAUUAUUCACAAUAUUGUAAUCCUUUUGGUUGGUACCAGCCUAACUGAUGGCGAAUCACUAAACACUGUCUCUCUCACUCUCUCUUCUCUCUUUGGACUGCCUGUAUCUCUAAACGCAUUGCGACUGCACCGUCCCUCCUUCCUUCACCUUUUCAACAACAGCCUAGUUCAAGUCACCAUACUUAACGAUAACGAGAGAAGGGAAGCAGAAGCGCUUAAAGAAAAACCCGAUCUACUAAUAGUCAUGUACACCGAUCAGUCUUCAUUUGAUUCUUCUUCAGAAGUCCUGACCUGGGCUAGAGAUCGUAAGCUAUUAUCAAUAACAGUCCAGCUAGCGCUUGAUCACUGCAUCAGUGCUCAAUGCACUAGUGCUACUGCUAGUAUCAGUAGUUAUGAUUCACCAGUUCAAGAGGGGGUCCCUAAACUAUACAUUUUGCCACUACACCACCACCUCAUUUGUUUCUCAUUUCAUUUAUCCUCUCUCUAUGUCGACUGCCUUGAGAAAGCUACUUUUGAGCUCACUCAGUCACUCAUUGACUGCAAUAGGCAGCGAUUAAAGAAAGCAGAAGCGGCUGUGGCCAAUGGAGACAUUUUCGGAAAACUAGACACUCCUGCCAUUUACGAAUUAGACUUGUUUUGUUUGUGAGAUGACACCAUAAUAGUCCUUUUGACAGUUACUACAGUUUUCUACCUGUUCUUACCUUGUUCCUGGCUAUUACGAUUUGCUAACGUGUGCUUGUAGCUGUAAUGUAUUUCUCUUUGUUCGCUAAUGUAUCCUUUAUUCUUAUAAGCUCAUAAAGACAGUUGCUAUCACUUUGUCAUAACUUCUAUAUUUGCUGAGAAUGCAAAACUACAAC